This is a messenger RNA of Octodon degus (degu), 629 nucleotides long. It is a transcript of the gene Tmem167a, whose product is annotated as transmembrane protein 167A. NCBI's taxonomy places the organism in Eukaryota, Metazoa, Chordata, Mammalia, Rodentia, Octodontidae. Bases 77 to 295 code for a protein of 72 amino acids. The record is from RefSeq and is a predicted model, not a curated record. The transcript is spliced from 4 exons. Gene Ontology annotation, biological process: intracellular transport; protein secretion.
GGACAGGCGGGCCGUGCCCACCCCUUCCGCCCGGGGCCCGGAAGGGUGAUGUGGCUGGGCCAGCGCUGGCCUCACUAUGUCUGCCAUCUUCAACUUUCAGAGCCUAUUGACUGUAAUCUUGCUGCUUAUAUGUACCUGUGCUUACAUCCGCUCCCUGACCCCCAGCAUCCUGGACAAAAAUAAAACCGGACUAUUGGGAAUAUUUUGGAAGUGUGCCAGAAUUGGUGAGCGGAAGAGCCCGUACGUCGCAGUGUGCUGCGUGGUGAUGGCCUUCAGUAUUCUCUUCCUGCAGUAGCUCGGGACAUGUCCCAUCCGAUUGCCGGGACGUCAGCGUGAACAAGGACUUGCUUGCAGAGAAUUAUGCAGAGUGUGCUUAACCCUCUCAUCUCUGAGCACUGCAUGAGAUAAAUUUCCAGAUGCUGUUCUCUAUUUUAUGUUACUGGACCAAUGUUCUACAUAAAUAAUUAAGAUGUAAGCGUUUAAUAUCACAAGCAUUCAGUAGUCUUUAGCAGCUAACCUCAGUACUGUCACCACAAUAUAAUACUCUGCAAGUGUUACUGUGUCAUGUCAGAUACCAACUUUUAGUAAGGUGUCUUUAAACAACAAAAUCAGUAAAUUAUUCAAGUUCC